Molecule: messenger RNA, 1941 nt
Organism: Acanthosepion pharaonis
Lineage: Eukaryota; Metazoa; Mollusca; Cephalopoda; Sepiida; Sepiidae
Source: the annotation of a GenBank genome assembly
AUGCCGGCUUACCGAAUUCACUUCCAAGGAUGGAACAGCAGUUGGGAUCGAACGGUUGGUGAAAAUUACAUCUUGAAAAGCAAUGAAGAGAACAGACGACUGAUGAAGAAACUGGCAGAAACUGCCAAGUGUUACCAUGAUAAUCAAGUGAGGAAGACUAAAAUAGAUGACAUCCUUGAGAAAGCCUUCAAGCACAAACCUUUGGUGUUUGACUUUGAAUCAGAUUUAGAUGGUUCAGAUUUCUCUGAGAAGAACAGUCAGAGGAAACCAGUCCAAAAUGGUGCCACCAGCAAAAACGAUCAAUCUGAUGAUAGUGAUGAAGAUAUUGAAGUUGGGUUGACCAUUCCUAAGAUCCUGCAAGAAAAGCUGGAAGAGGACUUCAUCAUGAUUAAUAAAAGGAACAAAUUGUUACGUCUUCCUGCCGAACCUAAUGUUAUUUCUGUUCUGGAAGGAUAUGUGAAGAAAUUCUCGAUUAAUGUCCUUUAUGGUCAUUCCAAUCGAUGGAAACUCAUGGCUGAGAACAAAACCUACUCGGCAGAUAUGAAGAGCAUCCCAAUGUGUCGAGAAGUUGUUGAUGGCAUCCGUAUCUGCUUUGACUUCAUUCUGCCUACAGUUCUAUUGUACAGGUUUGAGAAAGACCAGUUUUCAAGUUUUAUGAACCAACAGUGCAGGACAUUUGACUAUAAUAGAAAGCAAACAAUGUCUUCCAUGAGUAGCCAAACCCAGAAUACCAAUUCCUAUGCAAGGAUGACCUCUUCAAGAAGACAGACAAGAAAGUACCAAAGAAAUCUCUCCAGGAACUGUUUGGAAAAGUCUAAUCUGGACACUGAAAAAUCUAUAGACUUCAAUGGUUUGAAUGUGACUGAACUGGUGACGACAUUGUCCUCCACUCCGACAGCGUCACCCUCCCCAUCUGCUGGGGCAUUCUGCCGUAGAGUCACUAGACAGUAUGUUGCUGAAACCUCUAAUGCUCUGCGUGAAGUGAGGCAACAGUCAAGACCCGGUGUCAGGGGUCGCGGAAGGCGGAAAUUUAAAGAUUGCAGUUUUAAAAGACAAAAUGAUCAAAGAAAAAUUGCAGGGCGAGGCCGAGGUUGUAGCCGAGGUCGUGGCCGAGGUUGUAGCCGAGGCCGAGGUCGUGGCCGAGGUUGUAGCCGAGGCCGAGGUUGUGGCCGAGGUCGAGGCCGAGGUUGUAGCCGAGGCCAAGGUUGUGGCCGAGGCCGAGGCCGAGGUUGUAGCCGAGGCCGAGGUUGUAGCCGAGGUCGAAGAGGUAGGCCUCGUUCAAAACAUCGGAACAUUGGCGUGUCUGAUGUCCACGAGGAACCCAUGAUAGAUGGUGAGAGUGUGGGGGUGAACUGCUUGCAAGAAACUCAAAAACCAGCAAUAGAUGGUGGGUUUGUCAUUGUAAAAACAGAAUCUAAUUUUGAUGCAAUGCCAAAGUCGGAACCAAAUGGCUGUAAUACCCGUACUUCUGCGACAUUGGCUGCACCAUUUUCAACUACAGUGGUGACAACCAUGACUGCGACAACAACCUCAGGAACUUCAUCUCAGUGUUGCACAUUGUCUGUCCCACCGCAGUUAAAAGAAGAUGGUGUACCGUCUAUGUCAUCACCAUCUUCAGGACAUCAUCCAUAUCGUUUGAUGGUAUACAAUACUGGUUCAGCAGCUUCUAGUGUGUCUUCAAUGGAUUUGGAUAAAGGCUGGCCUUACCAUAAAGAGGUGUUUCCUUCACCACCUCCCCAAAGUAGGAUCGAUGAAAUACUUAUGUGGAAGCUUUUACCACCAAAUGUCUAUUCAGAUUGUUGUCCUCAGCCAUCACUUGUCUGCGGCCCACAUCAGUUAUUAAGGCUGUUUGUGAAACUUCCUGAAUUGCUGGGCAAAAUGGAUCUUCCUGACAUGAAGCUGAGCAUCUUGGUGCAUUAUUUGGAGAACUUUCUUGAGUAA